AUGAGAUUGUCACUAGGUGAAAACAACAACAUACAAGAACACAGAAAUUUUGCAGAAUGGCUACUCAAAAUUGGUGAUGAUUUGGCUGGUGAUACAACAGAUGGUGAAUCGAUCGUUCAUAUACCAUCUGACAUUUUGAUUAAGAACUCUGAGACAGUUUUGGAUGACCUCAUUGAUUUCGUGUAUCCAGAUAUGUUAUCCAAUUUAUCUGUUGAAAAUUAUUUCAAGGAUAGAGCAAUUCUUGCACCAACUUUGGAUUGUGUCAGUGAUGUCAACAACAAGAUGACUGCAGGAUUACCUGGACAUGAAAAAGUCUACUUAAGUUCAGACUCUGUGUGUGCUGAAGAGGGAAAUAUGGAAUUUGAGUUAGAUGCUUUCUCGUCGGAGAUUCUAAAUGGAAUAAAUUGUUCAGGUCUACCACCACACAAGUUGGUUCUAAAGGUUGGCGCUCCUGUUAUGUUGCUGCGGAAUAUAGACCAAACUAAUGGUUUGUGCAAUGGAACGAGGAUGCAAGUUAGAAGAAUGGGAAAUCAUGUGAUAGAAUGCAAGACUUUAACUGGUAACAAAGUUGGAAGUAUUGUUCUUAUCCCAAGACUGAAUCUAAUUCCAAAUAAUGAAACAUUGCCGGUCAGGUUUCAAAGAAGACAAUUCCCAAUUAUUAUGUCAUUUGCAAUGACAAUAAAUAAGUCUCAGGGACAAACUCUAUCGAAAAUUGGAAUUUACCUUCCAAGGCCAGUUUUCACCCAUGGUCAAUUGUAUGUUGCGUUAUCAAGGGUAACGAGUAAAGAUGGUCUGCGAGUACUGUUGCAAGAUCAUGGACACUUGGAAGAUAACUGCACGAUGAAUGUGGUAUAUAGAGAAGUUUUUGAGAGCCUAUAA
Arachis stenosperma is the source of this 879-nucleotide messenger RNA. RefSeq lists its product as uncharacterized. Bases 1 to 879 code for a protein of 292 amino acids. The transcript has a single exon. NCBI's taxonomy places the organism in Eukaryota, Viridiplantae, Streptophyta, Magnoliopsida, Fabales, Fabaceae. The record is from RefSeq and is a predicted model, not a curated record.